This is a messenger RNA of Staurois parvus, 1452 nucleotides long. The record is from the annotation of a GenBank genome assembly. Lineage: Eukaryota; Metazoa; Chordata; Amphibia; Anura; Ranidae.
GCAGUCUCUGAUGCUAUUGAGCUGUGUUGCACUUGGCUGCCUGGCUUUAGAUCUCCUCUUCCUGCUCUUCUAUUCCUUCUGGUUCUGCUGCCGUCAUCGGAAAACAGAAGAGAACACAAAUGCAGACUGUUGCUGCACUGCGUGGUGUGUGAUCAUUGCCACUCUGGUCUGCAGUGCUGGCAUCGCCGUGGGUUUCUAUGGCAACGGGGAGACCAGCGAUGGCAUCCACAGAGUGACAUAUUCGCUGAGACAUGUCAACCACACCGUGGCAGGAAUCCAAGAUCGGGUCUCUGAAACCACCAUAGCGCUAAACCAAACUGUGGAACCAAAUCUGAUAGAACUGGAAACCAUGUUUACAAAACACACAGAUUACGUUCUCAUCGUCCAGAAACUUCAGGGUCUUCUGUACACACUGGUCCAACAAACCUCUGAGAUACCGUUCUGGAAGAACAAUGACAUUUCAAUGGAUGACCUGGCUAAACAAGUGGACACCUACGACUGGUACAGAUGGCUGGGUUACCUAGGGUUGCUCCUCUUUCAUGUCUUCAUUUGCCUCCUGGUGCUUUUUGGUCUUAUCCGGAACUCAAAGGCCAUUCUGGUGAGCGUAUGUUUCCUUGGAGUCAUGGCACUGAUUAUAAGCUGGGCAUCCAUGGGUGUGGAGCUUGCAGUGGCAGUGGGCUGCAGCGAUUUUUGCAUGGAUCCAGACACCUUUGUCACCAAAAUAGUGGAAGAAAAAUCUGUGUUGAGUGCAGAUAUUUUAAGCUACUAUCUCUCCUGUAAUCCCGGAUCUGCAAACCCCUUUCAGCAGAUAUUGUCAAGUGGCCACAAAGCCCUAGUGGAGAUGCAGGAUGAGGUACUGGAUCUCCUGCGUUCAGCCGUUAAAGAAUACCCUAAGUCAAUGGAUAAACUUAUCAACAUUCAAGGAGUUCUGAAUUCCACAGAGAUCAAUCUGCAGCAUCUCACAGCUCUGGUGGACUGCCGAGGAUUACACUUGGACUAUGUCCAGUCUCUCACUGGUUUCUGCUAUGACGGAGUGGAGGGGCUCAUAUACCUGGUCCUGUUCUCCUUUGUAACUGCCCUGAUGUUCAGCUCCAUUGUGUGCAGUGUGCCCCAUACCUGGCAGCAGAGGAGGGGCAGCUAUGACGAGGGGGACGAAGAGGCCACCACCCCGGGGACACGACAGACUCAUGACAACCUGUACAGGGUGCACAUGCCCAGUUUAUACAGCUGUGGGAGCAGCUAUGGCAGUGAGACCAGCAUCCCCGCCGCUGCACACACAGUCAGCAACGCCCCUGUAACGGAAUACAUGAGUCAGAAUGCGAACUUCCAGAAUCCCCGAUGAGUGAGAACACCCCCCUCAUUGGACGUGAGUCACCUCCUCCUUCAUACACCUCCAGCAUGCGAGCAAAGUAUUUGGCCACUAACCGCCCGGAAACAGACCCUGGGCACUAA